This is a messenger RNA of Sycon ciliatum, 600 nucleotides long. RefSeq lists its product as uncharacterized. The record is from RefSeq and is a predicted model, not a curated record. NCBI's taxonomy places the organism in Eukaryota, Metazoa, Porifera, Calcarea, Leucosolenida, Sycettidae. Bases 1 to 600 code for a protein of 199 amino acids. The transcript has a single exon.
AUGGCUCUCAACCCACGAUGCCGUGCCGUAGUAUACCGUGGGUUUGUUCGGCCGAUCCUGGAGUAUGGGAUGCUGGUAUGGAUGAGCGCAGUACCCUCCACACUAGCCAAGCUCACAGCCAUCCAACGUAGGGCACUCCACGUCAUUGGUGAUGGCUGCUACCUGCCCAGCCUGGACAUCCGUCGCUCUGUUGCUGCCCUCUGCUACCUGUUCAAGCUCCACUAUCUGACUGGCCCUGACAUAAUCACAGCCCUCCUACCCCCGCCAGCUCCAGCCCCAGUCCGGGCCCGCACCCGAGCCAGCGUGCGCACAAUUGCGAGCCACCAUCCGCUCCAGCUGACCAAGACUGUCCCACCUCAGUCUCGGAACAAUGUCCUUCGGUCCUUCCCCCACUGUAUGAUUGACACCUGGAAUUGUCUCCCAGCCUCUAUCCUCAGUGCUGGCCCCUCCCAGAAGUCGAUGCAGACCUUCAAGAAGAAGGUCUAUGACCACCUGAGGCAGUCUGACUGGGACUGGGCAACCGACCGCCUCUACACUCCUCCGCCUCCGGGAUUAUGCUCCUGCUUCUCCCACCCCAAGCCUAACUGUCGCCAAUCCUGA